AUGAAAUCAGGAAGUUACAGUAACGAAAGUGGAUCUUCACAGAAUAAAAUCAAUAAGCGACUUCGAAAACAUACAAGAAGUUAUUCAAGCGAACGAGUUAUCAAUAACGAACAAUAUUAUCAUGGCCUACUUCCACGUGCAGAUGUUCGCUUGUUAUUGAAAGAAAACGGGGAUUUUGUUGUUCGUAUAACUGAACCAAAACCUGGAGAGCAGAGAUCAUAUGUGUUAAGUGUGUUACAUGAUAAACUAUUAGAAGAGAACGCAGCAGUCAAACAUCUGGUAAUUCACUCUGCAAAUCAAAAAUUUUGGAUUGAUAACACGUUUUCUUUCGAAUCUCCACAAGCUCUCAUCAGUUAUUACCUGAAACCAGCAGUCCAGAAUGAAGAAACUGCCGUUGUCCGUUUACUUCGUCCUAUUUCUCGUCAACCAUGGGAACUCGAACAUGAAUGGAUUACAAUUAAACAGAAACUCGGACAAGGAGCUUUUGGAGAAGUUUCAAUGGGAAUAUUCAAACGAAAAGGAAUGAUUAAAGGGGUACAAGUGGCUGUGAAACAAGCAAAAUUAGAGAAAAUGGGCAAAGAACAAAUCAAGGAAUUCAUGUGUGAGGCGAGGCAUUUGAAGACGAUGAGUCAUCCGAAUAUUGUCAAAUUUUAUGGUGUUGCAGUACUUGAGGAGCCUCUUUAUAUGGUUAUGGAACUAGCUUCGAAUGGUGCUCUCGACAGUUAUCUGAAAAAGAAUCCGAAUCUUCCAGUCGAGACUCGAAAUGAAAUGAUUCUCCAAGCAGCUUGGGGGCUGGAAUAUCUUCAUUCUCGACCAGUUCUUCAUCGAGAUAUUGCUGCGAGAAACUGUCUUUAUGGAGAUCAAAAAGUAAAAAUAUCAGAUUUCGGACUGACUCGGACUGGUUCCACUUAUCAGAUGGAUAUGAAUAAGAAAGUUCCGAUUCGUUGGUUGGCAAUGGAGACAUUGAUCACUGGAUCAUAUACUCAGAAAGCUGAUGUUUGGGCAUAUGGAAUAAUGUGUUGGGAGAUAUACAACAGUGCAAUCGAGCCAUAUCCAGGAAUGAGUCCAGCUGAAGUUCAUCAGAAAGUUCGAGAAGGAUAUCGAAUGCAGAUUCCUGUCAAUGUCCAUCCUGAUAUUCAGAAAACUAUUCAAAGUUGCUGGCUGGAAAAUGCAGCAGAUCGUCCAACAAUGAGUGAUAUCGCUACCCAGUUGCAGAAUAUCACUCAAACCCCGAGACCCAAUUUUUCUGCAAUCUAG
Messenger RNA from Caenorhabditis remanei, 1257 nucleotides. RefSeq lists its product as uncharacterized. The coding region runs from base 1 to 1257 and encodes 418 amino acids. The transcript has 5 exons. Gene Ontology annotation, biological process: protein phosphorylation. Gene Ontology annotation, molecular function: protein tyrosine kinase activity; ATP binding. NCBI's taxonomy places the organism in Eukaryota, Metazoa, Nematoda, Chromadorea, Rhabditida, Rhabditidae. The record is from RefSeq and is a predicted model, not a curated record.